AUGGCGGCAUGCUACCGCAAGUCCACCAACAGCAUUCUCAGCAAGUUCGGCGUCGAUGCUGCAUGCCCAGGCACGGAAGACUCGGACGGCUUCUCGCGCUGCUGCUUCGAAGGCGAUGUCUGUCUCGGCAGCUAUAUCUGCAUGUCAAGAGACAGCCCGCCCAAAGGUGGUUCCGGGUACUAUACAGCCGGAUGCACCGAUAGUAGUUACAAUGAUACGACGGCUUGCACGCCGCUUUGCACCAGCGAGGGUUUACCAGACAUCACGUACGUGUACAGCGAGGAGCUGUGGCGUUGCUGCGGCGUCGUCAACAACACCGUCAGCUGCGACGACCCGACGGACAAGACUUUCAAUGCGCCCCCGCCUGAGAUGCUGCAGGCGGCGCUCGCAUCUAGUGUGGCUGCUGCUGCCAGCUCCGCUUCGUCGACCUUGAUGCCUUCGAUGACUACCCCGACGGCGGCAGGUGCGACGACAGUGUCCCAGGAUUCAAGAGAGUCCUCGGAUGUGCAAGACGGAGCUAUUGGUGUGAGUGCAAUUGCAGGGAUUACCGUUGGAGGCGUGGCAGCGGCGGCUCUGAUCGUGGCGCUGGCGUUUUGGGCUGUCAAGAGGCGACGUCGGUCUCAAGCAAGAGGUCAUGUUGACUACAAAGAUCAGAUCAGCUAUCCGAGCUCGACCAUGUCAGAUCCGCAGCACUAUUCCCAGUAUCCAGUCCGAGGACAUGAGCUGCAUUCCGCGCCGAAGUUCGAAUUGCCGGAGAGCUCGGGGAGGUGA
Molecule: messenger RNA, 771 nt
Organism: Cyphellophora europaea CBS 101466
Lineage: Eukaryota; Fungi; Ascomycota; Eurotiomycetes; Chaetothyriales; Cyphellophoraceae
Exons: 2
Coding region: 1-771 (256 amino acids)
Source: RefSeq, a predicted model, not a curated record